AUGAAACAUCAACAUAAUGUGCUGCUUUGCGUGAUGGGAAAUGUAUAUGCAGUACCCGUUACGGAGAUCGAGGUGAAAAACGAGAAGUACUAUUUCGUGGUGAUCCUUCAGUUCGUUAUAUUGAUUCUGCUUCUACCUCCAUCUCUAACGUUACUCAACGCUGUCAUCAACUCCAUUUCUCUCAGUCCUACCCGCUGGCAAAAAAACAUAGGGUGAUGAAUAUGCGAUACACCACGCGUGUGAAUUGCUCGCCAAUGCAUGGCCUUGCCCCUGGAGCUGUGAUUGUCUUCAUUGCCCGUGUAGCAUCUCGCCUAGCCCCUGUGUAUUCUUCACGCGCUAUAUGAAUCUCUUCCGAACGGCAUCCUCAUUCUGCAUACCAACAGUUUCUCAUAGCCAGAUAAUCUCUUUUGUUCGCUC
Messenger RNA from Periconia digitata, 417 nucleotides. The record is from the annotation of a GenBank genome assembly. Lineage: Eukaryota; Fungi; Ascomycota; Dothideomycetes; Pleosporales; Periconiaceae.